AUGGAGUGCACAUUCCUUCUCGGAAAGACGCCAGCCUCCAAACGGAAGAAGCCCCAUUCUGAGGUCGAAAUUCUUGAAGCCCGAUUGGAGACGAUUGAGUCGAGGUAUUCAGAGAGGCUGAGUCAGAUGGAGUCGCUCCUCAGCAAGGUCAUGCCUACAGACGAACAGGAUCCCAACAGCACCGACAAUAACGAAGGAUCAUCAUCAUCCGCCUCACAGCCAAUCAACCGCGCCAUGAAGGGACCAGGAAUCAACACAUCUAAUCUGCCUAUGGAUAUGGUCUCAGGAACGGACGAUGGUUGGGCGGACAUUACUUCGCCGCAAGAAACGUCUCUGCAUCUGGAAACACAAUGGGAUCGGGAGUUCACCAGUCCCUCCAUGGCCUUGGAUACGAUGGGGACACUGACACUCACGACUACCAUGGGAGGAGAUCCAACAACACCCCGGACACCGUUCCUGAAGGAAGAAUCGCAGAACUACCCCCUUUUCACUCCCGAGUUCCAAUCAUCAAUAUCCGUAAAGUCACCAGCAUCGUCGAUCGCACCUUCGUUUACAUCAACAGCAGAUCCAAUGCAGGAGGACAGUGGAGGCGACGACGAAGGCGAUCUGAGUGAACUAGCUGCAACAAUGGACAAGCUCCGAGUCUUUGAUGCCUCAGUCUACUUCGGCAAAGGAUCCAUGCUGUUUACCUCGACUGACCAGGAAAAGUUUUGGGAUGAGGAGAUAUCCUUUGAUGUCCAUGAGGCCCACGGCGUUGAUAUCCCUCCUGAGGCGACUGUUCUGCCACCGGUGGAAGUCAUGGACGCUCUCAUUGACAUUUACUAUCAGCACUAUUAUGUGUAUCUACCGAUGAUCCAAAAGACGACGUUGCUGCAGGCUCUGGAGGAUCGAUUUGAGCCGCAGAGUAUAUUCUUGUUGAACAGUCUGUUCAUGGCUGCGUCGCUUACAGGAGACUGCACGCACCCGUCUUGUUGGACGGACCCGAACGACCAAAAAACACUCGGGACACCAUUCUUUGAGCGUGCGCGUAUGGUUCUGGACUACUGUAUCGGUAUUCCUCGCCUCUCGACUGUCCAAGGACUGAUCAUGCUGUCGCGAUAUCCCAGGAUCUCGGGAUUGGGUCACAGUUAUAUGCAGCAGGCGAUUCUUAUGGGCAUGGAUUUGGGUCUGCACCGGAAAUGCGACCGCUGGAUCGCCGACAAACAAGUCCAAGAGUCGAGGAAGCGAGUCUUUUGGUGUGUCUAUGCAGCUGAUAGUUCGACGUCAAGUGUCACAGGACGAAGGCCAAUGCUUGACGAUGCCGAGAUUGACGUCCCCAUGAUCGUUCCGACAGAAGGUGAUACAGAGUCAGAGACGAUACAGCUUCUCUUCCUGGUUCAGACGUGUCGACUUUGGCGGAUCUUCAGGAACAUCAAGCGGUUCAUCUUCAAUGCAGCCGAGGUCCAAGAUAUGGUGCCAGGAAGCUUACCCAAGAGCUACGAGCAGCAGCUGAUCCAGUGGCAACUCCAACUCCCAGCAGCGCUCCGGUUCUCAUUUGACGUCAAGGCCGACGACCCACGAGCCAUGCAGAACUCGCGUGCCGGUAUUGUGCAGAUGCUGUACGAGUCGGCAUUGAUCUUGUUGCACAAACCAUACCUGUCAUCUUCGGAGCACCUCAAGCGUUCGCCCUACAGAUCUCAGGAUAUUUGCAUCAAGGCAGCGACCAAGAUCACCGAUAUUGCAAAAGUCCUGGCUCAGACGUACUACAAGGCAUUCGAGUUGACGAGUGUGGGUGAGUAUGCAAUGCUGAACGCGGUCCGUAUCCACGUCAUGUUCCUCAAAUCCACGGAUGCCAAGGUCGCCGAGGCAGCACAGACGCAUUUUGACUACAUUAUGCGCUUCUUCCGCGAGUUUUACUCCUCCCCUCGAGCCAAUUGCGACGAGCAGAGCAUCAACUGUGUGCUCUCGUUCUUUGAGGAGUUUAUGCAUACCGUCAAGGGGCUCAGUCAAUCGAGUGUGCACGUCUGUGCAGGUGCUAUCAAGAGUCUGGCGAUUGCAAAACGCAACAGGAUAUCUAACAGCAGAGCGGGUGCAGCAGGAGGAUCCGGUCAUGGCGGUAGUGGUCAUAAAGCGGAGGAUCAGAGGAACAUGGCACGGUUGGUCAAGAUUGGUCGUCAGGAACGUGCCAAGGCCAGGAGUCAAUCGACCGUUUCUCCUUCUCCGCUUACUCGAGACGCUUCUGGACUCCAUCGGAAACGACACAGCCAUCUGCAGCAUGAGGGUCAACAGCGACUCAACCCCAACAUGUACUUUCAGAACCAGCAACAGCAGCAACAGCUUACUCCUCAACAGCUUCAGCAACUCCAGCAAGUGCAGCAGCAGCGUCAAGGUUCCGUAGCACCUUCGAACCUAGGAGGCCUGGCGGGACUUCAGGAUACGAGUCCUACCCUGUCGAGGACCGGGGGAUAUUACAAUCCGGGCAAGCUACAGAAAGUGUCCCAAUAUAUUGGACCCUUUGGUGGGCCUCAGGUCAUGGAGAGUCUGAAGCAGUACCAGACAGCGACGGCGAUCCUGAACCAGCCAACUGUUACGACCAGCACUCUUCUCCAAACGACGAACGUCCAGUCACAAUUCCCGACGUUUGGACAGCAGGCGAUGACCAUGACGACUCUGCAGCAACAGCAACAGCAGCUGCAGGCCCAACAGCAGGCCCAACAACAAGCCCAACAGCAACAACAGCAGCAGAAUCAGCAGUUCAACCUAAACAACAACAACAACAACAACAACAACAAUAACGGCCAGCAGCAACAACAACAACAACAGUUCUAUAACCAGCUCGGACAGCAACCAAUGGCGCUCUACGACCCCAACAACUUCAACCAAAGCUUCUGGGGGGAUAUGAACAACGUCUCGGGAGCCAAUACUUCAGGACUCUUUACGGAUUCCUCUCAGCUUUUGAGUCCCGGCAGCAACAAUAAUAAUAAUACCGGCGCCGCAGGACUGAACCCGCUAUCGCCUGCCGGAUCUGUGGCGACGACUUCUACGACCAACAACACCGCCCAUGCCUCAACUAAUACCAACACCAACAGUAACUUGGGCGGUCAUAAUAACAGCAGCAGUAAUAUCCUCAGCGGCUUCUUGGGCAACAACGCCUCUGGGGGUAAUAAUGGAGGCAUGUAUAGUAAUUCAGGAUUCGACAGCAAUCUCUCCCAGCAGCAACAGCAACAGUUGCAGCAACAGUUCCUCCAGCAACAGCAACAGCAACAACAACAGCAACAGCAGCCGCAACAGCAGUUGAGUGCGGCGGCCGACACAUCCGGGUUCUUCUUACCACUCAAGAUCGAACCGACUGAUCCUAUUGGCCCCCUUGGAGCUGGCGUCGGCACUGGAGCAGGAGGAGUGAUGGACGAGGAGUUGAGCGCGGAUCAAGUGCAGGCCCUGCUGGAACAGACGAUUGCUGCGGCCAAUACCCGUAAUACCACCAACAACAGCAACAACCUCUACCAGCAUCAUGCCCCGAAUCAGCAGCAGCAGCAGAUGUUCCAGCAGCAGCAUUUCAGACAGCAACAAAUGGUGUCGAAUCCUAGUCUGGAGAUGAGUGGUGUCCAGGAAGAUUUCCAUACCACUACCAAUUGGCCCGCCAUGAUGUAG
Molecule: messenger RNA, 3630 nt
Organism: Linnemannia hyalina
Lineage: Eukaryota; Fungi; Mortierellomycota; Mortierellomycetes; Mortierellales; Mortierellaceae
Source: the annotation of a GenBank genome assembly